Messenger RNA from Oryza brachyantha (malo sina), 3207 nucleotides. Its product is annotated as E3 ubiquitin-protein ligase WAV3-like. The transcript is spliced from 2 exons. The coding region runs from base 558 to 2741 and encodes 727 amino acids. Lineage: Eukaryota; Viridiplantae; Streptophyta; Magnoliopsida; Poales; Poaceae. The record is from RefSeq and is a predicted model, not a curated record.
CUGAGGUCUCCACUUCUUCUUCACUGCUCGCCAUCAUCUCCUUCUUUCCAAGCCUCCUCCUUUUUUUUUUCUCGCCAUAGGUGCCCUGUGCUCCUGCUUGCUUUGCUCGCUGCUGCUUUUCUCUUUCUUAAAAGGCUGCUCCCUCACUCACAGCUCCCCCCCCCCCCCUCUCUCUCUCCUCCUCUUCUUCUUCUUCCUCUCUCCUCACAGUCACUCAUCUCAUCACUCUCUCUGCUGAGCUUGGUGCUCGAGCUGAGGUCAAAUAGCCAUCGAUACACCUCUUUCUCCUCCUUUUCUUUACCCCAUUUCUUUCUUGUUUUCCCAAGCUAAGCUCUAGCUGCCUGCUGCUCCCACCCAUGGCUUCCACGCCGGCGGCUGCCAGCGACCCGUCGGAGCAAAAGCGCCACCAACUCCGCCUCCUCCGCCUCUGACCUCACCUUCCACCUACCUACAAGUAGCUUAGCUAAAAGCGAAGCUCCGCUCAGAUCAGACAGUAGUAGUAUAUAGUAGAAGCAGUAGUUGAGUGUGGGGGAAGACGUAAGCUUGCUUUGCCGCGGAUGGAGAGCAGAUGGAGGAAGGCCAAGAUGUCCCUGGGGCUCAACCUCUGCGUCUACGUCCCCAGGACGCUGGACGACGGCGACUCGCCGUCCACCGGGUCCUCCACGGCGGCGCUGGUGUCGCCGGUGGCCUCCUCGUCGUCGGCCGCAACCAGCGCGAACACCACCCCCACGGCGGAGCAGACCGGCGGCAAGGUGAAGGGUGGCUCCGGCGCGCUGAUGCCGACCACCCCGACGCCGACCUCCGCCGGCCUUCGCCUCUCCAAAUCCGGUAGCAAAUCCUUCAAGAAAACAUGCGCAAUAUGUUUGACCACAAUGAAGCCUGGUCAGGGCCAUGCUCUAUUCACAGCAGAGUGCUCCCAUACCUUCCACUUCCAUUGUAUAGCUGCAAAUGUUAAGCACGGAAGCAACAACUGCCCAGUUUGCCGCACCAAAUGGAAGGAACUUCCAUUUCGAGGUCCCUUGCCUGCUGAAUUUCCUCAAGGAAGUGCCAGGAUUAAUCCAGUUAAUGGGCACCAAAAUGGUGGGCAGAUGACCAUACUGCGACCACUCCCCCGUGCUCGUUCUUCUGGUCGGCUGCAUCAUAUGACAUCUUUGUUGCCUGACACUGACCGUAGUGUUUUUAAUGACGAUGAACCCUUGGACUCACUGUCUGAAGCAAAUGAAGGAUCAGAGCAGGGGUGUUUAAGAACAGUUGAAAUAAAGACAUAUCCCGAGUUCACAGAAGUUCCAGAAAGUACUUCAGAAAGAAAUUUCACCGUUCUAGUUCAUCUAAAGGCACCCCUUGCUCAGACUUUGCAAACAGACAGCAAACUUGGAGAUGGCAAUAGCUUGAGCACAACGCGAGCCCCUGUUGAUCUCAUCACAGUGCUUGAUGUCAGUGGAAGCAUGGCUGGUACUAAACUUGCAUUGCUGAAGAGGGCCAUGGGAUUUGUCAUUCAGAACCUUGGCUCUUCAGAUCGACUUUCUGUCAUUGCCUUCUCAUCAUCUGCACGCAGGCUCUUCCCGCUCCGGCGGAUGACUGAGUCUGGUCGUCUGCAAAGCUUGCAAGCGGUUAAUUCGCUGACGUCAAACGGUGGGACCAAUAUUGCUGAGGGCCUGAGGAAAGGCUCCAAAGUGAUUGAAGAGCGGCAGGCCAAGAAUCCAGUGUGCAGCAUCAUCCUACUAUCAGAUGGGCAAGACACAUAUACAGUCUCACCAACUGCUGGCGUACACAAAGCAGCACCAGAGUACUGUGCACUACUGCCAUAUACUACUAGCGGUUGUCAGCAGGUACCAGUUCAUGUCUUUGGAUUUGGUGCUGACCAUGAUUCAGUAUCACUGCAUUCAAUCUCACAAACCUCUGGUGGCACCUUCUCAUUCAUAGAGACAGAGGCUGCCAUCCAAGAUGCAUUUGCCCAAUGCAUUGGUGGACUCUUGAGUGUUGUUGCACAGGAUUUGCAUGUAAAGGUGGAGAGCCUCCACCCCGAUGUACACUUUGGCUCAAUCAGAUCAGGCAGCUAUUCUAGCAGGCUUGCAGAUGAUAAGAGGAAUGGCUCCAUAGAUGUUGGUGACAUGUAUGCUGAAGAGGAAAGGGAUUUCCUUGUGUCAGUAAAUGUUCCCCCAGGUUAUGGUGAAACAGCACUUCUCAAAGUUGGCUGUGUCUACAAAGAUCCACUGAUGAAGGAGACCAUCAAUAUGGCUGAUGUGCAAGUCAAGAUCUCCAGGCCAGCAUUUGUCUCAGUGCAAAGUGUGUCAAUCGAGGUGGACCGCCAAAAGAAUCGUCUUCAUGCAGCAGAGGUCAUGGCUGAAGCAAGGUUGUCCGCAGAGCGUGGUGACCUUACACAUGCCGUUUCUUUACUCGAAGACUGCCGGAAGAUGAUCAUGGGGUCAACAUCAGGACAAUCUGGUGAUCGGUUGUGCCAAGCAUUGGAUGCGGAGCUGAAGGAGAUGCAAGAACGGAUGGCCAAUCGCCAAAGGUAUGAGGCAUCCGGUCGCGCCUAUGUCCUCUCGGGCUUGAGCUCGCACUCAUGGCAGAGGGCAACAGCACGAGGUGACUCCACAGACAGCGAGAGCCUAAUUCAGGCCUAUCAGACUUCAUCCAUGGUCGACAUGCUGCUGCGUUCGCAGACAAUGAGCCGCUCCUCGACCCCUCGACAGAUGAGGCACGUGAAGUCCUUUCCAGCACGCCCGCAGCCUAGGUAAACUGCGAUUCCAGUGUUUCGGCAACGCCAAUAAGGGUUCGGCUAAAAUCCUAAUUGUGAAUUUGGGUGAAGGUAGUAGUAGUAGUGUCAGUUCAAUUCUUGGUUUUGUGGUGGGAGGAUGGGAUGGGGGUAUAGUUUGUGUGGUAUAAGGGGGAUUUUAACGGUGUAAAUUAAUUCGGUGGCGGUGCGGAUAAAAGGGGAAAAGAAUCUGUAUUUGGGAGAGGAUGGUAUAAGUGUUGGGGAAAUGGGGUAAGCUAGGGUGGCUAUCAUUUUUUUUUCUUCCUUCCUUGUUGGUUACUUGGUAUACUCCAGUAUUGUACUAGCUUCUCCUUUGUGUGGUGAUGUACAUAAAGAGAAGGGUAUACAUUUGUGAACUGAAAUGUGGCCGGGGAUGGGGAUGGAUACCUGAUCCUUGCAAGGCUUGCCUCUUCCUGGAAAUUGGGAAUUCUGAUCCUGGCAUUGUGUUC